GCGGAGAGGCGGCUCGCUCGGCUCCGCACUCGGCUCCGCUCCGCCGCGGCUCCGCUCUCACCUACUGCCCCGGCCUCCCGCGCCUGCCCCGGGGCCCCGGGUGGGCCCCCGACCCCAGCCCCUGUCCGCCGCCCGCCGCCCGACCCGACCCUCCGGGCCCUCAGCCCCGGCAGCACGCUCCGCCACCAGGGGGCGCCGUGUGAGCGCCCCAUCCCGGCCGCCCGGCGCCCCCUCCCACGGCCCGGGCGGGACGGGAGCGGGGCGCCGGGGGCCAUGCGGGGCCAGGGCCGCAAGGAGAGUUUGUCCGAUUCCCGAGAUCUGGACGGAUCCUACGACCAGCUCACGGGCCACCCUCCAGGGCCCGCUAAAAAAGCGCUGAAGCAGCGGUUCCUCAAGCUGCUGCCUUGCUGCGGGCCCCAAGCCCUGCCCUCAGUCAGUGAAACAUUAGCCGCCCCAGCCUCCCUCCGCCCCCACAGACCCCGCCCGCUGGACCCAGACAGCGUGGAGGAUGAGUUUGAACUGGCCACGGUGUGUCACCGGCCGGAGGGGCUGGAGCAGCUGCAGGAGCAGACCAAGUUCACGCGCAAGGAGCUGCAGGUUCUGUACAGGGGCUUCAAGAACGAGUGUCCCAGCGGAAUUGUCAACGAGGAGAACUUCAAGCAGAUUUACUCCCAGUUCUUUCCUCAAGGAGACUCCAGCACGUAUGCCACUUUUCUCUUCAAUGCCUUUGACACCAACCAUGACGGCUCUGUCAGUUUCGAGGAUUUUGUGGCUGGUUUGUCGGUGAUUCUUCGGGGAACCAUAGACGACAGGCUGAACUGGGCCUUUAACCUGUAUGAUCUCAACAAGGACGGCUGCAUCACCAAGGAGGAAAUGCUGGACAUCAUGAAAUCCAUCUAUGACAUGAUGGGCAAGUACACAUACCCCGUGCUCCGGGAGGAGGCGCCAAAGGAACAUGUGGAGAGCUUUUUCCAGAAGAUGGACAGAAACAAGGAUGGUGUGGUGACCAUUGAGGAGUUCAUUGAGUCUUGUCAAAAGGACGAGAACAUCAUGAGGUCCAUGCAGCUCUUUGACAAUGUCAUCUAGCUCCCCAGGAGAGGGGGCCGGUUGUCCUGGGGUGGGGGGAUCAUACUCUAGCCCUAGUCCAGGUGGAUCUCACCCUUCUUUUCCCAAGUCUGUCAUCAUUCAAGCCCUGCCCCGAGGGCUGUAGAGAUCCAAGGGUUUGGGGAUUCGGUGGCCCACGUCACUGGAGCCGAAGGGGCCAGGAAGUUGGUCAAGUUCAUUUUCUGAGUGUUCCCAACUUUCAUCAGCUCCCACCCCUUUCCUGCCUGACACUCAGUUAUGAGAGUGCCCCUGCUAGAGGAAUCGAGUGAUUCUUCACCUCUCCCCCUCUAGAAACCACAAUAGACAACAUGUCUCCUGCUAUGGUGCUCUCCCCCUCCCUGAUCUUGUAACACUUUCCCCUAAGACUCCCUGCUCAGAGAGGAUGGUACUGACUGGCCUUGGAGAACCCUGUCGGACGGUGGGAGGGGGGCAGAAAUGUAGAGGGUUCUUAGGCCUGAAGUCGAGGUCAGGAGGGAGUUAGAACAGAGAACAGAAAGGCCUAAUGAUUAUCAGUGAGAGCUCAGGCACGCAGGCUAAAGUUCUUCCAGUCAUCUGCAACUCCACACCAUCAGGAGUUCCCAGGCUCUUCAGAAUACCCUGCCUUUGUAGAAACAUGCCCAGAAAAUGUCCCUACCCUCCGAGUAUUAGAGAAGAGCCAGGAAUUCUUUCUGAUGAGUGGCUUGCCCUGGAAUUCUAUCUUCUCUUCCUUUGUUUGUGAUGGCGAGAGUGGGAGAUGUCCUGGUUAAUUGCUGCUGUAAUUUCAGCCCUGAAAUCUCCUGGCUCCAACUGGAGUUUUCAUUUGCCAUGUCCUUUAUACUUAGAGGCACUGAGUGAGUUAGGGACCAUCCAGUGAAAGCAAAGAGGCAGAGGAGAAAGGAGGAGAUUAGACAGGAGACAGGCAUUUCAGCUGAACCUUGUGGAGGAGCACUCAUUAACUUAUCUGACCAACCCAGGCUCUACUCCAAUCCUCAAUAACCUGCGUUUCCUGCUAGGGGUCUCCUUUUGCUCUAUUCAGUCUACCCAGAGAUGCCCCUGAGCACACCUAGAAGGCAGGGACCAUACGACCCAGGUCCCAUCUUAUUGUCAACACCCUUGCCACUCUUAAUAUAUCUGCUUGUCUCAUUUAGCUCACCCAGUCAGUCAGGUCUGAGGGGAAGGGCCCCCGGGGACCCCCUUUCCCAUCAGAACACUGUUGACUGCUUUGCAUUUUUGACUCCUCUGUAUAUUUUAUAAUAGAAGGAAUAUACGAGAUCCAAUAAAAUACAAUGGCUAUGCACAGGC
This is a messenger RNA of Sorex araneus (European shrew), 2385 nucleotides long. RefSeq names its product potassium voltage-gated channel interacting protein 2 (gene KCNIP2). Lineage: Eukaryota; Metazoa; Chordata; Mammalia; Eulipotyphla; Soricidae. Gene Ontology annotation, molecular function: calcium ion binding; potassium channel regulator activity. Gene Ontology annotation, biological process: regulation of potassium ion transmembrane transport. The coding region runs from base 274 to 1086 and encodes 270 amino acids. Gene Ontology annotation, cellular component: voltage-gated potassium channel complex. The record is from RefSeq and is a predicted model, not a curated record. The transcript is spliced from 10 exons.